AUGGCGGCCAGAAGGAGGCGCUGCCUCCACCGACCAGUUAGCCCAGUGUGUCCUGCACUACCGCCACCGCCUGCAGGGGGCGCCGGAGCGCCGAUCCCCGACGCCAGCGUGCGCACGCGCACUCAGCACGCCUCUGGCAAAAAGGGUACCUCUGCUUCCUCUGGACCCGCUGUGGGGGAUACGGAGGAGGUGGGGCCGCGGCCACAGGGACAGGAACCGGGUGUAUGCAGGACCCCCUGCGAAAGCUUCUGGGGGACGUGUGGCCGCGUCCACGCUGGAAGGAGCCCCGCCUCCUCAGGACCCGCUGUGGAGGGUGUGGGGCCGAGUCCACAGGGACAAAAGCAGGGUCUCCUCAGGCCCCGCCGCGGGGGAGCAGGUGUAGUUAAGGAGCUGCAUCAGCACUGGCAGACACGUCUCAGAGCUGACCCUGCUGCACAAACAGCAAGUGUCUGGAAAGCCCUAACCCGGCCCAGCCUCAGAGAGGAGGAAGAGAGCACGGUCUCCAUCAGCCCUCUACCCUCAAUGCUGCGGGUCUGCAUACCGCUGCCAUCCCAGGCCCUCAACUCUGCCCUUGGUCAGGGUCAGCUGACCCUGGCGCUCCACCCCGUCCCGCCCACGCUCUCUGCCCUGCACCGGAGCUCUCCACCGGAGGACCAUCAUUCAGUGUGAGAAGACGCCAGUCAUCGCCAUAGCUGCCU
Molecule: messenger RNA, 698 nt
Organism: Hyaena hyaena (striped hyena)
Lineage: Eukaryota; Metazoa; Chordata; Mammalia; Carnivora; Hyaenidae
Exons: 2
Coding region: 1-669 (222 amino acids)
Source: RefSeq, a predicted model, not a curated record